AUGGGUUCAAAUCAGUCAAAUAUCGAUUCCUUUGACUUAUCAAAUAAAGUCGUUAUAAUUACUGGCUCUACAGAUGGAGUUGGUAAAAGUUUAGCUCGAAUAAUCUCAUCAUAUAAUCCAAAGCGCUUAGUACUUCCAGUUCGUAAUCGAAAAAAAGGCGAAAUUCUCCUGGAAUAUAUCAAAUCAUCUAAGGAUGGAAAUGUUGAAUGUGUCGAAUUAUGGGAUAUUGAUAUGGCAGACCUGCAUAGUGUAAAGAAUUUCGUCGAUAAAUUUAUUAAAGAGGUUGGAGAAUUACACUGUUUGUGGAAUAAUGCUGGUGUCUUUUGCCUAGGUGUGGUCAAAACAAAGGACAAUUUUGAACAACAAUUUCAAGUUAACCAUCUUUCUCACUUUCUCCUGACUUCACUUCUGAUCUCAACCAUAAAAGACACUGCAACACCGGAAUCUCCGUGUAAAAUAAUUCAUACAAGUUCAAAUUCUUCAAGAGUUGGUAAAAUUGAAUAUGAUAAUCUCAACGGUGAAAAAUCUUGUAGUUUUAUGAAAUUGUAUUCAAAUACAAAGUUAAUGAACGUUGUAUACAGUAACGAACUUAAUCGUCGCUUACAAGGUUCAAACGUUACGUCCACCGCAUGUCAUCCGGGAUUUAUAAAAUCAAACAUUGGUGGUGGGGGACUAUUUCAACGUUUUGUCUUCGCAUUCGCUAACUCACCUGAUACUGGUGCAAAAAAUGUAAUAUACCCCGCUUUAGACCCAAAAAUCGAUGAGGGUGGAAAAUAUUUUGAGGAUGCUAAAGAAUUCAAAUUAACAGGGCAAGCAUUAGACGAAGAAUUAGCUAAAAAAUUUUGGGAAAAAUGUGAAGAAUUGUUAAAUAAUUAUGAUGCUAAUCUAUUAAAGUAG
Molecule: messenger RNA, 897 nt
Organism: Cetraspora pellucida
Lineage: Eukaryota; Fungi; Glomeromycota; Glomeromycetes; Diversisporales; Gigasporaceae
Source: the annotation of a GenBank genome assembly